AGGGCGAGUCGCGACACGCACCCAUCCCCCUCCCAGCUCGGGUGGCCCCGGGCCCCGGGCGGCGGCGGGGAGGUGGGGAAGCCCCGGCCACGCCGCCCCUCGCUCCCCUCCCCCGGGGCCGGCCGAGCGCGCCGCCCCCGCCCCCGCCCCCGCCCCGUCUGCGCGUCCUCCCGGGGAGGGGUCGGGGGGCGCGGCGCCCCACAUAACACUCCCCCUCCUGCGCUCGGAGCCACCCCUCUCCCCUCCCUCCUGCAAACACCGCCGCCUCCCCUGCCACCGCCGCCACCUCGCCUGACGCUCCGCAGCUCGCCGCGGCCGGGGGGCGGUGCGCGGACCGUGCGCGCCAGGGGCGCCAGAUGUGCAGUCGCCGCUGCCGCCAGUGACCGAGCCGCAGCCCGAGCGGGAUCGGGCCGCCUCCCCGAUGCUGCGGGGGCGACCUUGAGCGCGCCCCGGCUUCCUCGGCGGGGACCCCGACACCGCGAGCGCCGUGUCCGGUCCUGCCCUCUCCAGCCCGGCUCGCCCCGCGUUCGGACAUGGAGGGGGCCGCUGCGCCCGCGGCCGGGGACGGCCCAGACUUGCGGCCGGGGGCGCCGGGCUCUCCCCCGGAGGCGGUGGCCGGGGGCGCCGGGCUCGCCCCCGCGGUGGCGGCGGCCCCGGAGCCCAGGAAGCCGCACGGGGUGAAGCGGCAUCACCACAAGCACAACUUGAAGCACCGCUACGAACUGCAGGAGACCCUGGGCAAAGGCACCUACGGCAAAGUCAAGAGGGCCACCGAGAGGUUUUCGGGCCGAGUGGUUGCUAUAAAAUCCAUUCGUAAGGACAAAAUUAAGGAUGAACAAGACAUGGUUCACAUCAGACGAGAGAUUGAGAUCAUGUCAUCCCUCAACCAUCCUCAUAUCAUCAGUAUUUAUGAAGGUCAGUGAUUUUUUUUUUUUUUUUUCACCCGCGUAUCAGUUACCAUUUCUCAUACCAUGGGGCCUGCCAAGAUUUUUAGGUAAUUGCCCUUCUGGGCAAGAGCCAAGUAGUUUUUUUCUUCAUGAUGCAAAAAUAGCUGGGUGUUAUCUCCUAUUUGGUUACCUCGAACGCAACCAGACACACGGAGCACGGCUCCCUUUGGUCAU
Panthera uncia (snow leopard) is the source of this 1121-nucleotide messenger RNA. Its product is annotated as NUAK family SNF1-like kinase 1. Gene Ontology annotation, molecular function: protein kinase activity; ATP binding. Gene Ontology annotation, biological process: protein phosphorylation. The transcript is spliced from 2 exons. The coding region runs from base 534 to 923 and encodes 129 amino acids. NCBI's taxonomy places the organism in Eukaryota, Metazoa, Chordata, Mammalia, Carnivora, Felidae. The record is from RefSeq and is a predicted model, not a curated record.